AUGUGGUACAAUCGCUUAAGUGAAUACUUGUUGAGUAAAGGUUAUGUCAACAAUGCGAUUUGUCCAUGCGUGUUCAUAAAGAAAUCCUCAACGGGUUUUGUGAUCAUUGUUGUAUAUGUUGAUGACCUGAACAUGAUUGGAACUCAAAAGGAGAUUGAUGAUGCAAGAACUCAUAUGAAAGAUGAGUUCGAAAUGAAAGAACUUGGAAAGACAAAGUUUUGUCUGGGGCUUCAGAUAGAGCAUUUCCAAGAUGGAAUAUUUUUGCAUCAAUCAAAUUACACCAAAAGGGUAUUAAAGCGCUUUUAUAUGGAUAAAGCGACUCCUUUGAGUAGUCCAAUGGUCAAUAGAUCGCUUGAUGUAAACAACGAUCCAUUUCGACCUACUGAAGAUUCUGAAGAAAUGUUAGGUCCUGAAGUACCUUACAUGAGCGCCAUCGGGGCACUUAUGUAUUUUGCAAAUUGCACUAGACCAGAUAUAGCUUUUGCUGCUAAUCUGCUUGCAAGAUACAGCUCAUCGCCUACCAUAAGACAUUGGAAUGGAAUAAAACAUAUAUUCCGUUAUCUUCAAGGUAUGAUUGAGUUUGGAUUAUAUUAUUCAAGAAACCCCGAAGUUGGUUUAGUUGGUUUUGCAGAUGCUGGCUACUUGUCUUAUCCGCAUAAGGCUCGAUCGCAAACCGGUUAUGUUUUUACAUACGGUGGAACCGCGAUCUCCUGGCGUUCCCAAAAACAAAAUUUGGUUGCAACGUCUUCAAACUAUGCGGAAAUCAUUGCUCUCCAUGAGGCAUGUAGAGAGUGUGUAUGGUUGAGAUCUUUGAUCCAACAUAUACAAGAAGCCAGCGGAGUAUCUACAAAGAAAGAGCCAACAACAAUCUACGAAGAUAACUCUGCAUGUGUCACUCAACUCAAAGAAGGCUAUAUCAAGAGCGACAGGACAAAGCACAUCCCUCCAAGAUUUUUCUCUUACACUCAAGAAUUUGAGAAGAAUCAAGAAGUGGAUAUUCAGUAUGUUCGCUCUAGUGACAAUGCAGCUGAUCUCUUCACAAAGGCGCUUCCCACUACAGUUUUCAAGAAGCAUGUUUAG
This is a messenger RNA of Microthlaspi erraticum, 1080 nucleotides long. Lineage: Eukaryota; Viridiplantae; Streptophyta; Magnoliopsida; Brassicales; Brassicaceae. The record is from the annotation of a GenBank genome assembly.